Synchiropus splendidus (mandarinfish) is the source of this 5440-nucleotide messenger RNA. RefSeq names its product mucolipin TRP cation channel 2 (gene mcoln2). Gene Ontology annotation, molecular function: NAADP-sensitive calcium-release channel activity. The transcript has 14 exons. Gene Ontology annotation, cellular component: membrane. The coding region runs from base 94 to 1770 and encodes 558 amino acids. NCBI's taxonomy places the organism in Eukaryota, Metazoa, Chordata, Actinopteri, Syngnathiformes, Callionymidae. The record is from RefSeq and is a predicted model, not a curated record.
GAUUGGUUUGCGGCGCCGAGCGUGGGUCUGAAGUCAGAAUCAGCUGGUGGAUCUUCAAGUCGACCUGUCAACACUUGUCUCCACGUGCUGGAUAUGGAACUACUAGUUCGAUAUUUGGAUAGAAGUACUUCUGUAAGCUCAACCUCUACUCAAGAUGUGAUCAUGGAGGAGCGGCUCAGAGACGACCUGAGGUUCUACUUCAUGAGUCCAUGUGAGAAGUACCGAGCCAGGAGACACAUUCCCUGGAAGCUGUUGGUGCAGAUCCUGAAAAUCAUCAUGAUCACCACACAACUGGUCCUGUUCGGACUCAACAACCAGUUGGUGGUGUCGUACAAAGAGGAGAACACCAUGACGCUGAAAAACCUCUUCCUGAAGGGAUACAGCGGCGUGGACGAGGACGACUAUUGUGUGGCUGUUUACACUCAACAAGACGUCUACGACAGCCUGUUUUAUGCCGUGGAUCAGUACUGUCAGCUGGAUCAACUCUCCGUCGCCCCCAUCAGUUACGCCGAGGAUGAGAGCGGCCGGUUGCUACCGCUGAACAUCUGUAAGGACCAGUACAGGAAGGGAAGUCUGGCGCCAUCAGAGGAAACUUACGACAUUGACGCGCAGUUGGAAACGGUUUGUGUCUCUCAUGAUCCCAAAACAGCAAAUGCGUGGAAAACCUCCAAUUCCUCCUUUUUUGAUCUGGACUUUUACAGGCUGGUGAACAUCCAAAUGUCCUUCCAGUUAAAGGGCAUCAACCUUCAGACGGUGCGAACCAGGGAGUUGCCCGACUGCUACACCUUCUUUGUCACGAUUACAUUUGACAACCAGGGUCACAGCGGCAAAGUGAAGAUAACCCUGGAUAUAGAUUCUGAGAGCAGCGCCUGUCGAGACUGGAAGAUAUCUGGGACCGCCCAGAAAAAUACCCACUAUCUGCUGGUGUUUGAUGGAUUUGUCAUCCUGGUUUGCCUCACGUCGGCGGUGUUGUGCACGCGCUCCUUAAUCCUGGCCGUCAAGCUGUUGCGGAGGUUCUCCAGGUUCCUUCAGGACAGCUACAACAGUGAAGUGUGCGAGAUCGACCGGGGCGAGUUCUUUAAUGGCUGGUACCUGCUGGUCAUCAUCAGUGACCUCUUGGCCAUCAUUGGAUCCAUUCUAAAGAUGGAGAUCCAAGCGAAGAGUCUUACCAGUUAUGAUGUGUGCAGCAUCUUCCUUGGAACAGCAACGUUGCUGGUUUGGGUGGAAGUAAUCAGGUACUUGGGCUACUUCCAGAAAUACAAUGUUCUGAUUUUAACAAUGAAAGCAGCGUUUCCUAAAGUCCUGCGCUUCUGCUGCUGUGCCGGCAUGAUCUACCUGGGCUACACCUUCUGUGGCUGGAUCGUUUUGGGACCUUACCAUGAGAAGUUUGAGGGUCUGAGUCGUGUGGCGGAGUGUCUGUUCUCGCUGUUGAACGGCGAUGACAUGUUUACCACCUUUGCACAGCUGAAGGACAAGAACAUUUUAGUUUGGCUCUUCAGCCGAGCUUAUCUCUACUCCUUCAUUUCGCUCUUCAUCUACAUGGUGCUGUCGCUCUUCAUUGCGCUCAUCACAGACUCCUACGAGACCAUCAAGAAUUACCAGAAGAAUGGCUUUCCUGUGACUGACCUCCAAAAGUUCCUCAAAGAGCAGAAGGAAGGUCCAGACUUGGAGGCGGGCAGUCAAGCGGGCCUCAGGACCAAAUACUCCCUUUUCACCUGCUGUCAAAGACGAUUAUGCAACACUGCCCACAACACUCCUGCAGCUGGAUGAAUCAAGUCACCGAAGAAAACCUGCAGAAGUCUCCUGUCCGUGAAUGUGGAUGCAAGAGGGAUCCAAGGACUGACCAUUAAAUGCUAGCCAUAAGAUAGAAACACAUCUACAUUGGUCAUUUAUUCAACACAGGUUACUAAUACAUUGAUUAACUUCUGUCAACAGUUGCAUAACGUGCCUACAACUUGCCGCAUAUGCGGGACAUACCCUGACAUACACUGGCAUACGACUUCAGUGUACUACAAAGAUGAGUAACAUACUGUUAACUUAUUCAACGUAAGCCAAUGUAUAAAGCCAAUUCUUCAGGUGUCUCCAUGCCCUGGCUAAAUCGACGUGGUCCGACUGUGCCUUUGCCACACAGAGACAUUGUACUUUUGGCGAUGUCCCUACAUAUAAUGGAAUCUCUGUCAUCAACUGGCUCCACGGUGAAGCGGAGUUCCCUCCACGCCAUGGUUUGGCUCGGGGCUGUGGCGGUCAGGAGGCAAUGAAAUUAGUGGUGGCAGCUCUGCAGACACACCCAGCCAUGGCUGAUUACAGAGAGGCUGAGGUUGUAGCUUGGGAAGCUCCCCUCCACCCUGCAGGCAAGCAUUGCUGCGCUGCCUCCAGAAUAAACAGGCUGCGAUCGACACUCACAUCUGAGCGUGUGGAUCCAGAGCAAACCAGUUACUUUGGCUUCGUUUCUGUUGGUUGUAAGAUUAGAUGUGGUGGUCAUGGCUGAGGCUGUGCGGUAUCAUUCAAACAACUCUCCGCUGCAUAUGUCAGUUUUAUUCAAACACAGAUACUUUGCCUCUGUUUACUGUGCUCAGUUGUUAUUUGCAUCCUCCUUAACUCUGUCCAAUGAUGAUGUCUUCACCAAAGCCGGCUGAGGUUUCUUACAUGCCAGGUUGAAAUGUGCUUUCAGAAGCACAUUUCUGGCUGUUCUUCAGCCAAAACGCUUCUGGCUAAAGAAUUAUUUUACCAAGAUGUUGUUACAGUAAUGUACUUCAGUUAUGAACCCUAUCCAACUUGUUACAUAGGAUUUCAAUUAUAUAUAGUUGCAUUUUACAGCCCUAAAAAUUAUUUUGCCACUUUUUUUUGCUAAUCCAGGCUUGCUACAGUGCACUAUAAUAUAUAUCUGUUUGUCAGAUGUUAAGCAUGUGAGAUCUGAACAUUUAAAAAAUUUAGAAUAUUUUAUUUUUGGGUUUUGCAUAAAUUGUUUUUUUGUCUUCCUCUUCUUUAUCUGCUUUGCCGUGCAAGAUAAUGUUGACAACAUUGAAAUAACUUCUUUCCAUUCCAUGGCUUGCGUCUCAUUUGUAGCUGCAGUAACCAGGACGCACAUUUGGAUUACCAAGUGGCGCUAACCCUUUUUGACAGAUGACUUUCAGUAACGUAUAGUUUAAAUGACAGGUGAAUUAUUACUCAAUGACGGCAAAAUAUUUCUACUAACUGCAUCUGUAAAUUUCAUAGAUAUCAAAGUAUUUCCUGCAACAAAGGUUUCAACAAAAGGUCUGUUUGAGCGCAAAACAAUCCGAGCACAUCAAACAUAGGAUGGUGUUUGACAGGACAUUUGGGUUGGAUCAGGGAAAUAGUUGGGUUGGUUUAUGGUUCAUGGUUUUAUGAGAAACAGGAUAAUUUGGAGAAAAUGUGUGUCUUCCUAGGAAAGACUAUAUUGCGUUAGGAUAUGAAAUUGGCUCUCAUAAGCAGCUUCAAAUUGAUUUUCUGGGCCUGGUCAGUCCAUUACUGUGCCAGUUGGUAGAACAGCUCUGUUAUACUGAGCCUGGCUAAUCCAGAGAGAGGACACUCCAGAGAUUCUUCAGUGUUUCUGAGAUUACUGUUGACCUCUGUGGACUCUCUGCAGAUAAGAAGGUCAUGGCCAUGCAUUUUUCUGACGUUUUAAAGAUGGUCUGGAGAUUUGACCCACUUCUUUUCUGAUGCCAGGAAGUCGUAAACUCCUGCUUCACUCUUAAAAUCAACAUUCAUUCAUUUCAAGUGUGCUCCCCGAGAUCAUGGCUGUGUUAAUGCGAGCACGACUUGUGUGUCUCUGCGUGACAUAUUCUUCUGUGACGACGCUUUUAGUAUUCAGGUCUGGAUUUUAUCUUUGUUGACUGUGUUCAACAACACUGUGACAUGUCUCAUGUCGAGGAUAGCCACACAGUCCACCGCGAGGUUUGCGGGGACAGGCAACUCUUUACUCUUACAUCUUCACUUUGACUACUGUGACACCAGCUCACAUGAGCGUAAGCAACUGGAAGAAGAAGUCUGAGAAAGAAAACAACUUGUGAGCUCCCAUUCUGUUCUCCAAAUUGAAUAUCCUGCCCUGGGAUUGAGAGAUGUUUCAUGAUGUAUGUAUCCUGCUGGAGUAAAGUUAAUUUGUAACAGAUAGCAUUCGUCCUCUCAUUGGCUAAGUGUUGCAGGAAGCAACUGCUCAUUCAGAAGUGAGUUAUCUUUAUGCGCUAAGAAGGGAGGUAUCUCCCACUCUGGGACUCAAUGUGGAAUCGCCAGUUAUUUACGGAGGAUUUUCUAACGUUGUUAGCUUGGGCGCAUUAGGCCUCUUGGAUUCUGUUCUUGUAGUCGGUAGCCGGUAAAUGCGGAGCAACAUCCUUUUGCCUAGAAUUAGAUCAGUCUCUUUCCCACUGCCUUAAUGGGAUUUUAGAUGAAAUUUCAUCCACAUAGAAUCGACUGAGGAUCUUUCCUCUGUGAUACUUAGUGUAGUCGCCAGAUGAAUCAAGUGUCUUCAUGCCCAUGAUAAACACAAUUAUUGCAGUAAAUGCACUUGUGAAGUCAGUUUAUGUUAUUUACAAGGUUCUUGUAAAUAACUCCUUGUCUCCUUGUUUCAAUGGCUCCUCAUGUCAUAUCAGCACUUUAGGGCAAAGGGGAAUAGAUCCAACAAUUGUCACAGCAUUGAAUUCAGUGUUGAAUGAGAAGGAAAAAGGAAGUGCCAGUUAAACAUCAGCUGGCGGUUUUUGAGAAACAGGUGGAUGGCCGUGAUGCAAUGAAGAAAUUUCAUGUUUAAGUGGAAUUGUAUUAUAGAGAAAGGGAGUGAGGGCUGAAAAAAAGAGUUGAACAAUGUCUCUCUUUUGUGUUCUUGUUAGUUACUUUUCAAAUUUGGUAUCUCUGUAUGGGAAAUGAUGUAAAAAUACGUUCUUUGUAAAUCUAACCCCAAUAAAAAAAGUUUCACUUUCACAAAUAGUGUAUCAGAUUCAAAUCCUCUAUCUUGUAAACUUGUGUUUGGAACUGAGAAAUAGAAACCUUUUAAUCAUGCAGUCGCUUUUUUCCAGCCAAGAUAAAAUGGGAUUUUGUUUAGGGAGUUUUUGGCUUAGCGGUCUCAUUGAUUUUACUACAUCGAUCUCAAACAGCAUACUUGGUUGACUUACAUGCUUUCAUGUCAUUCCAGGGUCCCUGAAAGUGAUGACAUCAUUCUCAUAAGUUGACAGACAGUGCAAAAACAGAGGAAAAAUGAUUGGAAUGACGGAGAUGCUCAGAACUGGAACUGCAUAACACUCGUCUGAUAAAGACUCUGGGUUUGGAGUGUCUGAAAAACAAAUAUGUUUUGAUACAUUUGCCAAAUGACAAUACGAAAGCAUUGACCAUGUGACUCGGGACCAAGAUGAUUGUUGUGAAGUUUACGUGUCCUGUUUGGGCGUGCACAAUUUUGUGUUCAGUAGUUUGUCAACACUUGUGAAAUGUUCUU